AUGACCUCACCACACGAAACUCAACCACAAAGAUCUCAGAGUUUCGAAGGGCACCGUUUCAGUGGUCAAGAUGGUGGUGUUGGAAUCGAAGUUAAUCUACAACAGCUUAUAAAUGAACGUAAUCUAUUACGGUCACAGAACGAUCAACUAUGGAAAAUCAUAGAGAGACAAAAGACUGUAAUAACUAAUCUACAAAAAGAUAACCAAAAGUUGACUUACGAAAGAGAUAGACUCGUUGUCAAGUUAAAGGACUCGGAUAUUAGCUUAAAUCGCCAAGAAGACGGUUUCACAUUCGUUCCAUCACCCUUAGCACGCCAAGCACCACAGGAAAUUGGGAAUUCAAAUCACCAGUCGAAACCUUCAUUACCACAAAAAAUUUUCCGAACACAAGAACAGAAACGAGCACCCUUCACACCAGAGAUGGAGCGACGAGACUCGGAGGCAUCACAACCAGAGACCUCCGGUUCUUUACCAGGUCUCUAUGGUGACUCCGACCCACAAUAUCUUCCUCCUGUAGUUGUUAGUGAGCCUUCACCGGUGAAAUCAAAUGGUAUGUUUCAGGAUAUGAAACAACAAUCGGAGUUCUCCAUUUCGCAACGGGACGAAAUGAAUCAAAAUGAUUCAUUGACCGAUAAAAACCAUGCACGUUUGCCUCAAGACUUGGAACAAAAUUUCCAAACAUCCAAGCAAUAUCAAGGAUCUCAACCGUUAUUGCAAAAUCCUCCCUCACCAUCGAUAUCAAUUAAGUCUUCAGAAUCAGGAAGUUUAAGCAGUGGUGGAGUUAGUCAACAUAAGCGUCAUAGUACAAUACAAACUAUUGACACCGACUUAGACUCGCCAAAGUUCCAACGCAGUCCCGAACCUCUCUCAUUGCCUAAUUCGCCUCGCAACAUGCCUCCGCGUUCACCCGGCUUACCAUCAUCCCCUAGGGCCUUCCUCUACGGUGCUGCCGAUUCGACAAAAUUACAGCGACGGAGCAGCGAAGAACAACUACUAAAAAGUUCACGUGUACAAAGUUUGGAAAACGGCCAAACAUUGGAGAAACCGGAUCCCGUCAGGUCACAGUCAUAUCCACAGAACGAUGAAACCUCUUCGAAGGUGGUUCCUGGUGGUGAUUCUGAGAGUGGUUCCAAUGAUUCACAGAGAGAUUCUCUCACUCACAAUCACAGUGAUCCCAACCUUGGUAAUGCUUUCUUGGAAUCAGAUAACAUUCCAAAAGACAAAUCUUUGAGAACGAGCAAAUCUUUUAGCCAUAUCUCUCAAAGUCCACGAAAUCGCGUUUCUGUGAUACCCCCGGUGGACCAAAAUCCCGCUAUAGGUAAUAACACGUUAUUUAUCCCUGGAAAUCAAGGGAAGCGUCAUAGCGUUCUCAUGCAGCAACACCAAAGUCAAGAAGACAUUCCACCUGUUGAGAGCGUGAUACAACACACAGGAAAUAAAGAAUCUCUCCCCGAUGCUAACAUAAUGACCGGCCCUUCGAACGGCCGACCAUCACAACCUCAAAUAUCACAACAAUCAUCACAACUUCAAAUAUCACAACAAUCUUCACAACCUCAAAUAUCACAACAAUCUUCACAACCGCAGAAUUCCGGUUCAACCUCUCAGCAAUCGCAGUCAUCGUCUCGUUCCGAAAAUCCCAUGGCCAUAUCCUCGGAGUCCAUAUCCGGUAUUGCGGUUAAGGUCGUUGGUAGCAAUAAAAAGAUAAAUGAUAAAGGAAAAGAGGUUUUAUCCUUCAUAAUAUCUGUUGGGCAAGCCAGAGUGGUUGAUGGUACUAUAGUUGGAAUGGAAAAAGAGCUAUGGAGGGUUGAGAAAUACUAUUCCGAUUUCCUCGCUUUGGACGCGAAGAGGAUUGCAAAUAAGAUGAAAAAGUUACCCGAUAAGAACCUGUUCUAUAAUAACGCACCGAGUAAAGUAGAUCAACGAAAGAUCGCUCUUGAACAAUACAUCCAACAUGUGAUAUCAUUACCAAUGAAAGAUUCCAAAGAUUUAUGCGAAUUUCUCAGCGCCAAUGUCAUUGAGCAGGAUGAAAAAGAUUAUCAGCAAUCCGGUUUCAAAGAAGGCUACCUCACAAAAAAAGGAAAGAAUUUUGGUGGUUGGAAGUCGAGAUAUUUCGUACUUGAUUCUCCAAUUUUUAAAUACUAUGAAAGUGUCAAGAGUGAUGCUGAAAGAGACGAAUGGGUGGAGGCACUGUUACAAUAUGUAGGCGUAACGGAAGAUGAAGUCCAAGAGAAGAGUAAACAAAAGAAGGACAAAAGGAGAUUAUUAAAGGAAACCAUCGUAACUCCUGAGCAAGUCUUGAAAGAAAAUGGUCGUCAUGAUAGGAAGAAAGGCAACAACGAUUCCAUAUCAAGCACUAAUUCGAGCAUGCUUUCUCUAAAUACUCUUAACGUUGGUACACUAAAUGUUCGCGAGGAUGAUCGUGUAAUGGUUCGGAGUGGAACUCCUGAACCUCGGGAAUCUUCGCUGGUCUCCUCUGUCGUUGGUAAUCCUUCCUCUCAAAGCUCCUGGGAUGUACAGUCUCAUGAUCUGAUAUUAGAAAAAAAGGAUCGAAAGAAUUCAAGGAAAACUUUCUUUGGAAACAUGUUUGGAAGCAGUCACAAAGAUGAUAAGAAAAAAUAUCAAGACCCGCGACCUGACCCGUCGCGAGUUGUUUUUGGCGUUCCUUUGGAACAGGCUAUUUCCGUGGUGCGCAUAAAAGAAGGAUAUGAACUUCCCGCAGUAGUUUAUCGAUGCAUAGAAUAUCUGGAUGCAAAAAAUGCUUCAGAGGAAGAAGGAAUUUAUCGUUUAAGCGGUGCAACUGCUACGAUCAAGUUAUUGAAAGAAAGGUUUAACACUGAGGGUGAUGUCGACCUGUUAAGUGAAGGAGGGUAUGACGUGCAUGCAGUAGCUGGUUUACUGAAACUCUAUUUAAGAGAAUUACCUACUAGUGUGCUUACCCGUGAGCUACACAUGGAGUUUUUAAACGUCAUUGACCUACUUGACCGACGAGAUCGAAUCAAUGAACUUGGUCGUCUAGUGUCCACUCUCCCUCUAUGCAAUUACACAUUAUUGCGAACAUUGGCGAGUCACCUAAUUCAAAUUGUUCAAAAAUCUGACAUCAACAAGAUGACCGUACGCAAUAUAGGAAUUGUAUUCGCUCCUUCUUUAGGAAUUCCUGCCGGUGUUUUCAGUCUUCUCAUGGCCGAAUUCGAUUACAUUUUUUUCACUGAUAGCGAUGGUUCUGCCGCACCCAGAACCAUUGAAGAUACACCCAAGGACGAACCUUCGACGGUUGCCGCAAAAAUAAUUGUCCUCUCUGACGCAGAAAAUUCUCAUAAGUUGAAGAAUAAUAGUAAUAAUGAUGGCGAUUUUGUUGCCCUAUCACCGACAUCUGCUUUUCGUCGCAGGGAUAUAAGGGACGAUCUCAAUGGCAGGAGUAACCGGAACAGUGUACAUUAUAUGGAUGGUGCACCGGAAAUAGUCGUUGGACUGGAACGGAAGCUUACAGGAAAAUCAACCUUUAGUCGAAAUGAUUCAUCAGAUGACGAAGUUGACGAUCUUGCUCUUCAGGCAGAAGAGGAUGAUGUCGAAAGCAUAUCGUCUGCUUCGUUCGACGAUCGUGCCACAUCUACACCGCCAGUUUCUGUACCAACUUCUCCUCGAAAUGUGCCGGCAACACUUCCACGAUCGAAUUAUCCUUCCAGUUUACCUCAGACAGGGUUGUCGGAUGAUACAGCGGCGUCAGAGCUAGGGUCUUAA
Molecule: messenger RNA, 3738 nt
Organism: Acaulospora colombiana
Lineage: Eukaryota; Fungi; Glomeromycota; Glomeromycetes; Diversisporales; Acaulosporaceae
Source: the annotation of a GenBank genome assembly